AACUUGGAAUAGUUUAAAAUAGAUUUUCUUUUUCUCAGAUUGUAAUUCUAGACUAAGACUUCCAGCACUGAGGAGUCGGGUGGCGUUCGCGAAUAAAUCAUUUCAAAAGAUUCAAGUCGGAGCUCAAUUUAUUCUACAGUUUGAAACUUCACAUCUGAUAAAAUUUUUAACGAACAUGACGACCUUUCAAGUUCAGGGAAUGCCGACACAAGCUCACAACAUGAUGCUUGUUAAUUCUAGAUGUGGAAAUAUUCCACUUCGUCAAGAAUAUUUUCGUUGUAAUUCAACGUCUUCUGCGUCAGAUAGUCGCAGUGUAAGUAGUGAAGAUGAAAUUAUUAAUGUUACAGAUGAUAAUGAUGAAGUUUUUCGGGAUUCUCCGGUUCCAUCUAUUGAACUUAACAAGACAACUGAAGAGCAAAAUAAGAACUUGAACGGUGAUUUUUACAAUGAAGAAAGAAAAAAUAUUCCAGAGAGUGGAAGUGCGUAUCAUCGACGGCCAAAACCGCCUUAUUCUUAUAUUGCUCUCAUUGCAAUGGCGAUACGUGAUUCUCAAACAGGAAAACUAACACUGGCAGAAAUUAACGACUACCUGAUGAAGAAAUUCCCUUUCUUCCGUGGAACAUACAAAGGAUGGCGUAAUUCAGUACGACACAACUUGUCAUUAAACGAAUGCUUUAAGAAAAUCUUGCGGGAUCCAUCACGACCUUGGGGAAAAGAUAAUUACUGGACCAUCAACCCGACAAGCGAGUACACAUUUGCAGGAGGAGUCUUUCGCAGAAGGAGAAAACGCAUUGCACGACGAAGCGGAAGUGGUGGAUACUUGCACCAUUCAGAUACAGAUGAGGUUCAACCACCAUGUGUACCAGUAAGCACACAACAUCCACUUGCUGUGAGUAUGUGUCAUGCUUAUACAAAUGGACAUCCACAAUUUGCUAAAAUACCGGAACAGAAAAAAGAAACACAGACGAAUAAAGAUGAUUCAUCUAAAAGUUUCACAAUUGAGAGCAUUCUGAAUCGUAAAUGCACCAAACGCGAAGACAUUUCUCCGCCACCCGUAGACUCGAGAAUUAACAUUAGUUCUUUGCCGUAUUAUCCUCUUUAUUAUUUCGCCGAAAUGCCUUUUCUCGCACCGAUGACCGCAGAAGGACUCAAGAAAUCUCAUUGCGUGCCAACGCAACUUUACGGUCAAUAUAGUCCGGACAUCCGAGCACUGCCAAAUGCUUUUGUUCCCAAUUACUGGCAUCCCAUACCGGAACAUCCAAAAUUAUCGCUGCCAACUGUACUCGGAAGCAAGCUUCUGUUGGUAUAAAUGGUCUGAUGCUACCAUUAAGAGAAUUUGUCAAUCACAAACGAUUACAUUUAGACUGUGACUAAAAUCAUAUUAAUAUUUCGAAACACAAGAAUGAUAGAAUACUUUAGAUAGAAUUCCAAAGCUGAUAAUGAAUAAAAAUCUUUGUCCGGUGAGAUAUCCGGAAAUUCUAGUAGAAUGAAAAUUUGAUAUCUCGGUCCACGAA
Molecule: messenger RNA, 1514 nt
Organism: Styela clava
Lineage: Eukaryota; Metazoa; Chordata; Ascidiacea; Stolidobranchia; Styelidae
Product: forkhead box protein Q1-like
Biological process (GO): regulation of transcription by RNA polymerase II; anatomical structure morphogenesis; cell differentiation
Molecular function (GO): RNA polymerase II cis-regulatory region sequence-specific DNA binding; DNA-binding transcription factor activity, RNA polymerase II-specific
Source: RefSeq, a predicted model, not a curated record